Myotis lucifugus (little brown bat) is the source of this 1592-nucleotide messenger RNA. Its product is annotated as zinc finger protein 501-like. Gene Ontology annotation, molecular function: DNA-binding transcription factor activity; RNA polymerase II cis-regulatory region sequence-specific DNA binding. The transcript has 3 exons. Lineage: Eukaryota; Metazoa; Chordata; Mammalia; Chiroptera; Vespertilionidae. The record is from RefSeq and is a predicted model, not a curated record. Bases 87 to 1484 code for a protein of 465 amino acids. Gene Ontology annotation, biological process: regulation of transcription by RNA polymerase II.
UGACCUUCAAGGAUGUGGCCAUAGAUUUCUCUCAGGAGGAGUGGGAAUGCCUGGACCCAGCUCAGCGGAAAUUGUACCUGGAUGUGAUGGUGGAGAAUUGCAGCAACCUGGCCUCCCUGGCUGUGGCAUCUGAAGAUAACCAGGCCUUUUUGCUAAAGCCCACACUUCAAUAUUUAUCCUCUGAAAUUAUACUGCAGAAUAAAUAUAAUGGAAACACAAGUUACCAAUGGAACGAACAUUGGAAAAACUUUAAGCAACAGUCAUCUCUUAAUAAUCAACCGAGAAUUGAGCUUUCAGAGGACCAUUAUAAAAGUGGAAAAGUCUUUGACCAAAUGUCCUAUCAGACUAUAGGCCAGGUUUUUCAUAUUGUGGAGAAGACACACAAGGGAUGUAGACUUCUCAAAUCUUUUCAGGAAUCUUUAAAUAACACUGAACAAGAGAAUAUUCAUGCUGAUGAGCAAGCUUACACAGGUAAUUCAUGUGGUGGAAUCUUCAGUCAAGUACUCAAUCUAAAUAGACUGACGGAAUUUCAUACUGGAGAGAAGCCUUAUAAAUUUACCGAAUGUGACAAAGCAUUUAGGGAGUCUGCAACCCUUCAUCAAAAUCAGAGAGUUUAUACUGGAGAGAAGCCGUAUAAAUGUAGAGAAUGUGAUAAAGCCUUUAGCCAAUGCUUAACCCUUUUUCUUCAUCAGGGAAUUCACACUGGAGAGAAACCUUUCAAAUGUAGCGAAUGUGACAAAACCUUCAGCAGAUCCUCAAACCUUACUGCACAUCAGAGAAUUCAUACUGGAGAGAAGCCUCAUAAAUGUAGAGAAUGUGGAAAAGCCUUUACCAGCCGUAAAUAUCUUACUGUACAUAACCGUAUUCAUACUGGAGAGAAGCCAUACAAAUGUGGAGAAUGUGGCAAAGCUUUCACCCAGUUCACAUCAUUUACCAAUCAUCAGAGAAUUCAUACCGGAGAGAAGCCUUAUAAAUGUAGAGAAUGCGGCAUAGCCUUUAGCCAGUCCUCAUCCCUUAUUUAUCAUCAGAGGGUUCACACUGGAGAGAAACCUUAUAAAUGUAGAGAAUGUGGCAAAGCCUUCCGUGUUAUAGCAUUACUUACUUAUCAUCAGAGAGUUCACACUGGAGAGAAACCUUAUAAAUGUAGAGAAUGUGGCAAAGCCUUUAGCCAGUCCUCAACCCUUACUUAUCAUCAGAGAGUUCACACUGGAGAGAAGCCUUAUGAAUGUACAGAAUGUGGCAAAACCUUUACCGGCUUCUCAGACCUUACUAAGCACCUGAGAGUUCACAGUGGAGAGAAGCCUUACAAAUGUAGAGAAUGUGGCAAAGCCUUUAGCCAGUCCUCAUCCCUUAUUAAUCAUCAGAGAGUUCACACUGGAGAGAAGCCUUAUAAAUGUAGAGAAUGUGGCAAAGCCUUUAGCCAGUCCUCAUCCCUUAUUAAGCAUCAGAGUGUUCACGCUGCAAUGAAACCUUGUACCAGGUAAAUGUGGAAAAUGUGGCAACUCCUUUGGCAGCUCCUCAGGCCUUGCUAAGCAUCAGAGAGUUCAUUCUGGAGAGAAGCCUUAUAGAUGUAGAAAAUAUAACAGCCUUUC